AUGACGAACAAGGUCUACGACGUUUUGAUCAUCGGCGGCGGUCCAGCUGGCCUAUCUUUAGCCGGGGGAUUGGCUCGCCAGCUUCAUACUGCGCUGAUCCUCGACUCUACCGCCUACCGGAAUGAACGAACGAGUCACAUGCACAAUGUUCCUGGCUGGGACCACAGAGAUCCGGCGGAUUUCCGUGCCAAGGUACGGGAUGACCUCGAUGAGCGAUACGCGAGUAUUGAGUAUUGCACUACCAGGAUCAAAGAGGUUCGGCAGGUUGAUGGGCUUUUCGAAGCGGUUGACAUCGAAGACCACGUAUAUAAGGGGCAGAAGCUCGGUCUGGCGACUGGCGUAAGGGAUCGAGUCGAGGAUGAGGUUGAAGGGUUUUCUGAUUGCUGGGGCAAGGGAAUCUUUCAUUGUCUGUUCUGUGACGGCUUCGAGACCAGAGGCGCCGAUUCUGUUGGUCUGUUGAUCACCCCGUAUCUCGCUGCUCACGCGUCGUACAUCAUUGAGAUGGCCCGUAUGGCCAAGCGAUUUGCCCACCGAGUCACAAUCUACACCAACGGCGAUCAUGCCCUCGGCGUGAAGCUCAGCUCGGAGAUUCGGAGCAGCAACAUGGUGGUCGACAAUCGUCCAGUUGCGCGCUUAGGUAUGAUCAAUUCCGGGCCCCGCGUACGCCUAGAGUUUGCCGACAGUUCACCUUCGGUAACCGAGGCGUUCAUCGUGAGCCAUCCCACCACGGAACAGCGAGCUGGAGAUUUGGUGGAGCAGUUGGGGCUGGAAUUGGACGAAGAAGGCGUCAUCAAGGUGAUAGCACCCUUCAACGAAACCUCUUUGAAGGGAUGUUUCGCAGCAGGCGACGCUGCGACUGUGAUGACAACUGCUGUCGAGGCUAUUCACAUGGGCUUCAUGGCAGGAGUGGGAUGUACCAUGCAUCUGCAGGAGGAACUGGACAUCGGUGCGGCUUUCCGCUCUCUCUGGCACGACCUUACCAGCUACGACAGACACUCGACCGUUGAUUCCCCUUACCGAACCGGUCGACACGUCCCUCUGAACCAUCGCCAGAGCGGUAUUCUGACCUCCGUCGCGACCGCCUCCGAAUCCCGCGCCGACGUCUCAUCCCCUUACGGCGACGAUAGCUACAACAGACUCACCCGCGAUAGCAGCUACCAUGGCGGUGGAAUCCCUAAUACCCCCACCAGCCCCAACCCGGCUGCGACUCCCUACUCUCCCGGCCUGAGAUCGCAGUCGGCUCGGCGCACAAGUCAGGCCGACGGCUUCGAGAUGCAGAGCCCAGGCGAUGUGCAGAUGCAAUCCUUCCAGGAUGGCUCCCCUCCUCCCCCUCCCGUCUCGCACUCGUGGAAGAAGAUUGAUGCGUGGGCCGAGGAGCACUACCCCGAGCUCUGGGAUCAGCUUUGCGAGGGAUGCACCGACAACGAUUUGAACGAAUUGGAGCACCAGCUCGAUUGCUCUCUCCCUCUUGACGUGAGAGAAUCUCUGAUGAUCCACGACGGCCAGGAGCGACUCGGCAUGCCAACUGGCAUCAUCUUCGGCUCCAUGUUGCUCGACUGCGAGGAGAUUGUUCAGGAGUGGGAUCAGUGGCGCAAGGUCAACCAGGAAUUCCUCUCUGAAGCCGCUAUCCAGAAGCCCGCCAUGCCGUCCAAGGCCCUCGGUAGCCAAAGCAGCCAGGCGUCUUCUUCUAGGACACCCGCCUCUCCUGCUCCCUCUCACAACCCCUCCUGGCGCCAGGAUCUCAUCGCUCGCCAGGACUCUGUCCCCCCCAACGCAGUUCAGCGAUCUUACGCCCAUCCCGCGUGGAUUCCUCUUGUUCGCGAUUGGGGAGGCAACAACCUCGCCGUGGACCUUGCCCCCGGCCCGAAGGGUAGCUGGGGACAGAUCGUCCUCUUCGGUCGCGACUACGACACCAAGUACGUCGUCGCACGCUCUUGGGCCCAUUUCCUCGCGACGGUCGCAGAUGAUCUGAACAGCGGCAAGUGGUUUGUGGACGAGGAGACCAACGAGCUCAAGUUGAGAGAGUUCAAGGAGACCCGUGUUGAGCCUCCCUACUUCGGCAUCCUGCGGUGGCGCAUGGAUCAGAAGUACGGUCGCCGAGCCGCAAAGCGCAAGUCGGUUGUGCCCCCCAACAGAGCUGGCUCUCCCGCCGGAUCUGGCGCAAGCUCCCCGUACUCGAGCCCCACGAACGGCGAAGCCAACGGCGAACAACGAGGCCGAUCGAUGCAGCGACUGGGCGGCACUUCUCCCAUCGCAAGCCCCGGCCGCCCCGGCUAUGGCAACAGCAACAAGUCUAGUCCUCUGGCACGAGUGGCCGAGGAAACCCCUCUGCCUGAUCUCCAGACCAACGGCCUCAAGCCCACGAAGCUUGUCGAAGUCGAGACCCCGAGACCGAGCGAAGACACCCCCAAGGGCUCCCGCGUAUCGUUACUGGCACAUGCCGAGACGGCUGAAGACGAAGGAAAGGAGAAUGAGAACCCCGAGGGCAAGAUGAACGGCACCACGAACGGAACAGCCACUGCCAAGACCAACGGCAAGAAGGCUGAGGUCUCGGAUGAGCCGAUGAAGGAGAUCGAGAUAUAG
Molecule: messenger RNA, 2583 nt
Organism: Colletotrichum karsti
Lineage: Eukaryota; Fungi; Ascomycota; Sordariomycetes; Glomerellales; Glomerellaceae
Product: glucan synthesis regulatory protein
Exons: 4
Coding region: 1-2583 (860 amino acids)
Biological process (GO): regulation of fungal-type cell wall biogenesis
Cellular component (GO): mating projection tip
Molecular function (GO): oxidoreductase activity
Source: RefSeq, a predicted model, not a curated record